AUUUUGUCUGAAAAAAUUGGAAAGCUAUACUGACUUUUGGACUUGUAUCCACUUUCUCACCUUUAUAUUGCACCCUGUGACCAUGUUUAGACUACUAAUCAGAACUGUGGUAAAGGAAUUGAAACCAAUGGCUCAGUCAUCUAAAAAGACACUCCUGUCCAGGGAAGGCAAAUAUACUGGUCGGAUGUUUGCCCACCAAGACUCUUUGCCCAGUCUACCUGUUCCUCCCUUACAACAAACACUGCAGCGAUACUUAGACUCCAUCCAUCCUUUACUGAGUGAAGAAGAGUAUAAAGAAACAGAAAAGAUUGUGAGCGACUUUGGAAAGUCUGGUGGUGAAGGUCCAAAAUUACAGUCCAUGCUGGAGAAUAGAGCAAAUUCUAUGAAAAACUGGUUGAGUGACUGGUGGCUUCGAACAGCUUAUUUAGAAUAUAGGGAACCAGUGUUGAUUAAUGUCAGUCCAGGAAUGACUUUUCCUCUUGAGAACUUCAGGAAUGAAGAAGAACAGCUAAGGUAUGCAGCUAAACUUAUAGCUGGUGUUGUUGACUAUAAAAUACAGAUAGACGAAAAAUCCCUUCCAGUGGAGAUGAUGGGGAAAGACCCACUAUGUAUGGUGCAGUAUUACAAGGUGUUGUCAUCAUGCCGGAUCCCUGGGGUGAAACACGACUCCAUCGUAUGCUACCCCCCUGAUGAACCAGAUCCCCCUAAGCAUAUUAUUGUGGCACACAACAAUUAUUUCUUCAAGAUGGAUCUCUAUGGACAUGACUGGAAGCCGCUGAACAUGGAACAACUUUUCAAACAACUACAGCUGAUAGUGGAGAGAUCCCAAAAACGUUGCUUGCCAUUAGGAAUCCUCACAGCUGAGAACAGGAACACUUGGGCCAAGGCUUAUAAUAGACUUAUGAGAGAUAAGGAAAACAAGAAGUCAUUGGAAGAGAUACAGCGUAGUAUCUUUUUGUUGAGUCUUGACUCUCCCACAGGACACAAUGUAGACAACAGAUUUAGUGUUGUAGCUGAACAGAUGAUACAUGGGCGUGGAAGCAAACAGAAUAGUGGCAAUCGGUGGUUUGAUAAAACCAUUCAGUUUGUUGUUGGAGCAGAUGGUGGAGUUGGACUAACAUAUGAGCAUUCCCCAGCUGAAGGCCCACCCUUGGCUCAUCUCCUGGACCAUACUGUAGAUUACAUUACAAGGAACCAGGAGACGAGACUCCCAGCAGCUGGCGUGACAGAGCCAACCAAACUUCGUUUCAAUCUAAAUGAAAAGAUUGUUGAUAGCAUCAAUUCAGCAUCAUCCAGUGUAGACUCGGCAAUUAAAGAGCUCCAAGUACAGGCUCUGGUGUUUGAUAACUUUGGCAAAAAUUUUAUUAAACAGCAAAAACUGAGUCCUGAUGCAUUUAUACAGCUUGGAUUCCAACUGGCAUUUUACAGAAUACAUGGCACAACUAGUGCAACAUAUGAAACUGGUUCUACGAGGAAAUUUCGUCUUGGUCGCACAGAUACGAUACAUUCAUGUACAGAUGACUCCUAUGCAUUUACACGCACAAUGCUCAAUAAGAAAGCAACUGCUAAUGAAAAAGCAGAGGCACUGAGAAAAGCUAUUGCUACACAUAGGAAAUUCACAGCUUGGGCUAUCAAUGGACAGGGUAUUGAUCGACAUCUACUAGGACUGAAGCUACAGGCCAUAGAAGCAGGGAUGAAUGUACCAGACAUAUUCAUGGACCCUUCAUACAGCCACCACUUUUACUUCAGGAUUUCAACAAGCCAGGUGCCAGCUAAAUGUGAUGCAUUGAUGCUGUUUGGGCCAGCUGUACCUGAUGGUUAUGGACUUUGCUACAAUCCAAAGGACGAACACAUUAACAUCAGUAUUACUGCAUUCCAUACAAGUCCAGAGACUGAUACAAAUGUUUUCUCAAAUACCUUGCGACAAUGUUUAAUAGACAUGCAUGAUGUAUUGUUAGCCACACAGAAAGCAAAGCUAUGAGAUUAAAAGUGUUGAUCCAGUUGGAAGCAAUAUUGUAUUGAUUUAAAAGAGGAAUUAAUUGCAGUUUAUUCCCUUGUGUGAGCAAUCAAAAUCUAAUUUAUAUUCUGCCGGAAUAUUGUUCAAGAUCGCUUCAUGGAAUUUUAAAAGUUUGAUUUUAUGACCUUACAAUAUGUUUGUGUUGCAAUAUACU
This is a messenger RNA of Owenia fusiformis, 2171 nucleotides long. Lineage: Eukaryota; Metazoa; Annelida; Polychaeta; Sabellida; Oweniidae. The record is from the annotation of a GenBank genome assembly.